Dunckerocampus dactyliophorus (ringed pipefish) is the source of this 6733-nucleotide messenger RNA. RefSeq names its product zinc finger protein 185 with LIM domain (gene znf185). NCBI's taxonomy places the organism in Eukaryota, Metazoa, Chordata, Actinopteri, Syngnathiformes, Syngnathidae. The transcript has 35 exons. The record is from RefSeq and is a predicted model, not a curated record. Bases 2935 to 5256 code for a protein of 773 amino acids.
UAUUACGUAAUACAAAUGUAAAGGUGACUAUAUAGGAGUGUUUCAUUUCAUGUUUCAUAGAUUAAUUAAAGGGUCACUGACAUGAUUUUUCAGCGUUGCUUAAAUAUGUUCUAUAUUGUAUGUACUUGUGUUCGGGUUUUUUUGAACGCGAACGUUAAAUUAGUAAAAAUUACAUUUUUAAAUGUCUCAAACCGCCAUUUUGGUCGGAGCUCAUUGGAAGGGGAAUUAAGCCAUCUUUCUUGGAACCACCGACGAUGGACGAUGUCUGAUGCUGAGGUGACAAAGACAUGGAGAUGAAGAUUUCUCGGCUUCAAACACAAAAUGAUCUGUUCCUAGCAUCAAAAAUGCGUUUAUACCGUACUUGUAAAGGUGUUUCUUCAUAGAAGUCUUCAGUGAAAUGAACACGAGGCGGUGGUCCAUAUCGCAUACACCGAAAUUACCACUCGCUUCGGUCUCCAGACAAGCUCCACAAGGAGCAGCACCCUUUCAUGAUUCACUGCUGGUGUCGGAGCCACAGGCCAAGGCCGUCGGACUGGUUUACGGCAUAAGGGGAGGGAGGAAAAGGGAUCUAGUUGAGACAAUGGAUGGGAGCAUUUACAUGUGCCAAGGUGCUCGCCCGAGUGAAACUUGCUCUUGCCAUGGUUAUGUUGCGAAAUCAUUUCACCUCACCUCCCAAUUUAAGGAAGUCCAUGUAAGGCAACUUGCCUGGUGUCUGUCAGCAACCGCUGUUCAGUACUGUUGGUUGUUUUUUAUAUAAAAUAUCAUCCAGAAAGUGCUUUUUCGGAUGUACACUAAGAAGUGUGUACUGUCGUCCCUCGCCACUUCGCGGCUUCACUCUAUUACGGUUUUUCAUAAAUAUACUAAUUAAUAAUGUUUUUUGGUUGAAUACUGCCUAUUAUUAAUGAAAACAUGCUUAUUUAAGCUUGUGUUAUAGAUUUUUUUGCCUAAAUGAAGCAUAAAAAUGGCUGAAUGAACUAAAAUGCAAAUAUAAGGCAUUCAGAAGACUCAUUCAAAGAUGUUGAUGUAGUAGUCUACACUCGUCACUAGGCGUCAGUAAAGUUACACCAACGCCUGCCAUCCUGUCGUCCUUUUUCACGUUAAUUGACGUGACUCCAGUUUUAAUACCCUGAACUCCUGGAGAAUCCCAUUCCUUCUGUACACCACACCACUACCAGGAGAGAAUCUUCCACUCGUGCGUGGCUUUCCCGAAACCGGAUAAGAACUGGCGUUAGGCGUUGGCCUGCACCUGCAGCCUGACUGACCAAACCACACAACAUGUACGGCAUGAGUGCCCCAUACUGCGUCCACCCGAAGACAUUGUUUUUGACCUGGCCUUCCCUAAUCCUGAUACAGUGAGCUGGCUGUGAGGUCUGGAGAAGACCGUGUAUCUGUCUCACACAACAACAAGAAAUGAUGUUAUUGUAAUGUUCGGAGAGACACACAAUCAUCAGACUUGAUCGCCGCAACAACAGGCUUUUGUUGCAGGUUUGAAUAAUCUCACAACAGGCACAAUAAUUCCUAAUAAAAACACUGGCUAUCAGCCACACCAAGCUAAAAUUCAGUUCUGAACACCAGAUGUUACCUCCUCUCCGCCACUCACUCUGCUUCCCUAGGGAACACAUUUAUAGCAACACACACAAGCACAAGGCUUAUUUAUGUCUUAAAUGGCUUUUUUACUCUUUAUUAUGUGUACUAUAUUGGGGAAUACGAGUGCAAAAGUGACUAGAGGGGUGUUAUUUCAUGUCUAGAGGGCUCUAGUAAUGUGAAAAUUCCAAUUUAGAAGGUCCUAAACAGGUGUUCUAUGCUAUGAAAAUAUUCUAUUCAUAAAUAAGGAAUUGGACUUUGUGGGUCUGGUUGGCUGCGAUUGGCUGGCGACCAGUCCAGGGUGUACCCUGCCUCUCGCCCAAAGUCAGCUGGGAUAGGCUCCAGCAUACCCGCGACCUAGUGAGGAUAAGCGGCAUAGAAGAUGGAUGGAUGGGUCUGGUUGGGUCUGGAACCAAUUAACCACAAUAAACACGGGAUUACUCUAUCUAAACCAGAGCAAGGCAGCAACGGGAAGAUUUUUGGUUUUCUGGGGAGCUACAGACCUACCUUACGAUCACUUCUCCUCUGCUCUCGCCACUUCAUGAAUAACUUUCGUAGUUCGCCGCCAGGUUCGCCAAGAUCCAAUUUGUCGGUACCGAUUGCUAUAACCAUUAGCACAUAACCGGUUGAGGGGGCGUGGCUCUAUGCAGAGCUGAACGGUGGCAGGGCAUGACGAGGUUGGGGUCAAGAGGAGAAGAAUGCAGAUUUACCCUGUACACAACUUGAGUAUUUUCUGAAAGGAAACUUAAUAUGCUGCCCCACUGGGAUCUUAUGUCAUUAAAAGCCCUGCAAUGAUUUAAUGUUGAUGUCCUUGUGUCAUGUACAGUACUUUAGUACCCCUGACUUUAACCUUAAUUCUCCGCAGUGUGCAUCUGAAGAAUACCUUCCUGCUUUCUUAAGCAUGAGAUCUGCUCUGGUCCCCACAGGAGAUGUCGCUAUGCACCAGUUGCACCUCGGCCUUGGUUGUCAUGUCAUCCUUUUUCCUCCUUAGCGCCUUGCUUACACGUAAGGCAGGCAGCUAUUUGCUUGCUCACCGCCGACAACCAAACACCAACAACAACAAUAAAAAAAAGAAACAAAGAAUGCCAAGCAACCUUUAUUAGUCAUAGUUGUACAAACAGAGUGCUCCACCCCACACGCCCUCCCCUCCUUGACUGGCUGGGCUUGUUAGUGCUCACACCCGUACCUGUAGCUCAGGGCUCAAGACACCUGUCACACACACAUUUGUCAGCAGGCGCACUGAGCGGGACACUACUAUCCUGCGUGGAGCCCAUCGGGAUAAUAAAGCAUCACCAGCCUGAUAAGAACCAGUGAAGAAGAAGCAGAAGACAGAGAAGCUCAGCUAGAACCAUGUCAAAUGUGUACGAGAAAGAAACUGUGUUCCGUACCACCAAAGUCAGAACCAAGCUGAAGGACGACGGCAGCUGGAUGAACCGCAGCAGUGAACCUGAGGAUGCAACGAAAGAGAAGCCAUGGAUGGCAGAAUUAAGGGCCAGACGUCAGAAUGCAGCAUCGACGGAAACCAGUCCAGUGUCCUCACCCACUUCUGCUCCACCAUCCAAGUCUGACAGCGAUAAACCAUCUUCUGGAUCUAUGAUCAGGGGUGCUUUCACCAAACUAGACAAACCUGCUUCAUCUUCAACUUCCAAUGGCAUUAGCAGUGGCACGUCACAUUUCACCAAAAGACCUUCGGAGGGCUACAAGAAAAUUGCCCCCCACACGGUGAAGCCCACUACUGACAACGUGGACAGCAAGAUUAGCAGUGAGGAGCAAGAGAAACGCACGACAGCAGCCAGCAAAGUCCUGCCCAAAUCUGCAGCCAAGGAGCGGUCGUAUGUGCUCUCUGCUGCAAAGAAAUUUGAGUCUCAAAUAAAAGCAGCUGACGCUUCAGUGGCCAACGACACUCCAUCGUUUGUGGCUAAAAGGGUGAAGAUCGCAGAUGAUGCUUCUGCAAAUCCACCACCUGUCAGCGCUGUGCUCCCCUCCGCUGUCACCUCUGUCACAUCUGUUGCUUCGGUCCCAGAGCCGCAACCACAAAACAUAGUCGAGACAGCUGUUGGGCACGUCACUGUUAAUGAGACUCAGAGGGUGGAGGAGGUCCUCCCUGAACCUGUGAAAGAAGAUCCUCCUCCAGCAUCUUCCCCAAAAAAGGCCCCGUUUGAAGACAUGACACCAGGCAGCACCAAGGUGGCCUCUCCUCUCCCUGAACUCAUCCCUGAUUAUCUUCACGUCGUUUCGACCCAUUCACAACUUGAUGAUUCAGAAGCUGCUGAAACGUAUCCAAUGUCAGUCGAUGAACAAGUACAAGAAUACAAACCAGAGCCAGAGCCUGAACCUUCUGAAAACUCAAGCUCCAGAGUUGAACGACUCACCGCCAUGUAUGAAAAUCUCGUUCCAUCUGAAACAGAAACAACCAGCUUCAAGGAUGACGAGCCAGUGCUGGCAGAAGAAGAGGAAGACCCAGGGGAUGCUGGCUCAGAAGAAGGUGAUGAACAGGAACCAGCUGCAGCGCUCAACAACCAUGAAGCAACAACAGAGAAUCUCCUGGAUCUCAUUUCUGGCGAGGAGGAGGACCCCUCGAGCUUCCGUGUGACCACCACAGUCACUGAAUUCAGUCGAGAAGAACCUGCGCAGCCUGUUCUCCCCAGCCCGGGACGUUGGAGUCAGGCUCUCCUCACUGACCUGGAAAGCCCCACAGAGACGGUUACUAUAACCACUCAAACCAUAACCACUGUUACUGACAGUGAGGAGAAGGACCCCGUGAGCUCCCGUGUGACCACCACAGUGACUGAGUUCAGCUCGGCUGAUCCAUUUGAUCCGUAUCCGAUAGGGACCACAUCCCCAAACAGCUCCUCUGACCUGCUGCAGCCCAUCUCAGAUCUUUCCAUCAAUAGUUCGUCAACCAGUUUCUUGGAGAAGCAAGAUCCAGCGAUCGUGACGAGCACUAAGGCUUUGGAAUCACUGGCAGAUGACAUCAUCCCCAUCAACACCAGUGCCACAAGCCUCAGCACUCAUCAGUCGUGGGCGCGCACGUGGGAAACCACGACUCCUCUGCAGACCCACAUAGAGGAGAGCAGAGAGGCUCCAGGAGAAGGCCGAGAGGAAGAGCAACAGACUCUGGUUAUGUUUGAGAGGAAGUCCAAAGAAGAUGACUCUCCAUGGGACAGGUGGACAUCGCCCUCCGUGUACACGAUCACAUCCACCACAGAGAAGGAAGAGGAAGAGGAGAGCACAGAGGACUCACAGAUACACACGGUCACAACCAUCACCACCAUCAGGGAGACCUAUGGAGAACAGGAGGAGUUUGGGACGGAUCGGACCAUGCUACAAGAAGUCCCACGCACCCCCUCACCAGAGCCUGAAAUCAAGAAGCCCUUUGUGUACUUGAAGGAGUACGUCAAUUCCACAGAGCUGUCCUCCCAUAACGCCACAGACACAAUCAAUAGCUGGUCUUCCUCUUACUCCAGCUCGCUGUCCUCCCCCUGCACGUACUGUGGACAGCUGGUGGGCAAUGAUGCCAAGAUCACCAUCGAGCACCUUAAUAUUAACAGCCACCCGAGCUGCUUCAAGUGCCACUCCUGCCGUAAGCCGAUGGGAGACCUCCUGUACAACAUGUUCCUGCACGGAGGCAAAGUCCACUGUGAAAGCUGCUACUCUGCAGCUCUCGAUUGAUCGCAGCGGCUUUCCAUUUGCAUUUAAAGUGAGAAGCCGACUCCUUCCAACCACAAGUUGGGACUGCUUUGAAUGUAAGAAAGACGGAGCCUGAGCUGUGACCCAAGAGACUGUAAUAGUGAGCAAUACAAAUAAUUGCUUUUGAUUCAUUUUACGUAGGACUAGGUUCGUAUUUGUAAACAUGUUUGUGUUCUUCUUCCCGCUGGUGAAAGCUCUACCGGUAACGUAAGGAUUACGCCAGGAUUUGUAUGCAUACAGUAAAGACCAAAAUGAUUCAUGUAGUGGCCACAUUUUGAGUUAAGUUAUGUAUUUUUAUUUUCUGCUGGAUAUGACACAUGGAAGUGGCAAAAAUUCCACCUUUUCUCAAUACCGGCAUAUCCAAUGAUCUAUAGCUGAUUAGACGUUUGUCAUCAGGAUUUUCUAAAUUCAAGGUCUGGACCCAAAAUGGGUUUCAGGUGAAUUUCCAGUGGGCCAUAGUUUAUGUACAGUAUGUUGAUGUACAUUAGAAACUGUAAAUUCGGGUCCUGGAGGAACCGCAUUUCUGAAUUUGCUUGAAAACAUUUGGGAAACCCUGCUCCAGAUGAGCAGUUCUCAAAGUGGGAGGCAUCAGAAGACGUCAGGGGAGAUGGCAGCUUGGGAAAAAUAAAGAAAAACGUAUGUGUAACAUCAAUUAUGUUCCAAGGCAAAAUGAAUGUCUUUUGAGUGAGAAAGUACUCAGUCUGGGCUAAGCAGAAAGCCACAAUAUGUUCCACAAAAUCAGUUCUUCAGGGAGUAGGGGGGGCGUUAGCUAUACUAUCUAUGUUCUCUAAGGGUAUUCUCCUAUAACCCCUAGUCUACAUGAUAAAUUACCAGACAUUGUCUGAUAUGAUCAAGGAUAGAAUCAUUUUCAUAAUGAAGAACCCAAAAAGUGUGUUUCCCCCCCCCCCAUUUCUAAUACUGUAGUAACACACUGCUUUGUCAGCACUCAGAUGCUAAACCAUAAUUAAAAAGUACUUGGAUCUAAUAGGUAAAUGAGGUGGAAAUAAAGUAGAUUAGUUUUUGUCACUUUAUUGUGUCAUUUCUAGCCAGAAUAUCGGCAUUCAACAAAUAAAAUAAUUUUGUUGAGUUCAUUACUCAUUCUGGGCUUAGCUGUAUAAUACUGACUGGCAUUAUGGGGUACAAUUUUCUCAUUUAUUACUGUAGUUGCUUUGCUUAAAAAAUGACCUCUCACAACACAUUUUUCUAAAUACAUACUGAUAAAAUAUCUUGGUUGAUGCUUGUUCACAAAAUAAAACAUGAUAUCCUGCUACGAACAUGUAACAAAUAUAGAGUGCUCGUUGUACAAAAAUCUUGAUUAAAAAAAAAAAGAAUUGCACGUUUGGUUGCAUAAAAUGUCGCUAAGUAACUUAGCUGUUUCCUGUAACAUGUUUGCAAUGUCACCUUAAGCAAUGCAUAGAAAUCACUGCUUACAAGUAAAAAAAGCCAAUUAAGUCCAGUG